Messenger RNA from Dibothriocephalus latus, 750 nucleotides. Lineage: Eukaryota; Metazoa; Platyhelminthes; Cestoda; Diphyllobothriidea; Diphyllobothriidae. The record is from the annotation of a GenBank genome assembly.
AAUACCGCACUGGAUGCCGAGGAUCAGAAAUCAACCAAAAAGGGCAAGGACAAGCUGUCGAAAAAAGCUCAACGAAUGCCCGGACACCUGGACGAUGACGAGGAGGAGAGUGAAUCCUCGGGCAGUGAUAGCGAUGCCUCCUACGAUCUGGACGAUGGUCAAACCGUCAGACACAUCUCACGUUCAAAGAAUAAGAAAAAGAAGCAGCAGCACAAGGGCUCGUCCGAUGAGGAGGAGGAAGAGGCUGGGGCAGGGAGUGACGACGCUAUAGCAGACGAGGACGAGGACUCGGACUUUGACCUGGAGGCAGCUCUGAAUGAGGAGGUGGAGGAUGAAUCAGAGCAUUCAGAUGAUGCUGACGACGAUGAGCUGACGGACUUUAGGCUCGAGGACUUUGGGGGUGAGGAUAAGGAGAAAGAUGAGGGCAAAAAAAAGGCGAAAAAACGACCUCGUCACGAUAAGUCCUCUCACGCCGCAGGCCGGGACGCGCUGUCGAAUGGCGCUUUUGGAGAUGACGACGGUGCAGAUGAUCAACAGAAUAAGAAAAAGAAGAGGAAGACUUCAGGGCUGAAGAAUAACAAGCCCCAGAAGAAGAUGAAGAAGGAGUUUGAAGGAAAAGUGGGCGGAGCUUCGAGUGCCAACAAAAAACUGAAGGCUGGUGGUUUAGAAAUGGCACCAAAGAAGCAUGCGGACAAAUUCAGGAAAAACCAUCAAGCAGCGAAGCAGAAGCAGAAGAAGAGAACUGCCUGA